CAUCAUCAUCAUCAUCCGCCAUCUCAGAGUUCCGAAGCCUGUCCUCUGUCAAACUGCUCGUGCAAACUAGGAGCUUAGGCUAGCAGCGCUGUCGACACACAGAGCUGCUCGUUCUAUGAAUGCCUCGACGUCUAAAAGAGAGAAUAUGUAUUAUCUUAGGCUGAGCACCAUACAGUAGGCAGAUGAACAACCUCCAGGGACAUGACUGGUUUUUGCAAGAAACACGUGUCUAACGCGCCACUUGAGGUGGAAUCUCUUGGUCCGAGACGCUGACUUCGGAAUCCACAACUUGACAAAGGUGGGAUGCAGGAAGUACGGUUCUAGUACUUGCGAAGCUUGAGCUCCUAUAUACAUUAUAAAUAUGCGUGAACGUAGAGCCUUCGGAGGCCAAUUUGGCACUAAAGUUGACUCUGAAUCCGAAUUGUGUGCCUGUCUUGGAAGCAACGAGGCGAAGGGAGGCAUGCCGCAUGUACUGUCCGAUGCUCUUGCAGAUCCAACGCGAGCUGCAGCUGAGCACUGGUGCAAGAAUGAUAAAUCCAAGAAUGUGCCGCCGGUGAUUGACAUGGGCGGCCUCAAGGGCCUUGAUCGAGACCGGGUCAAUCGAGAAAUCGCAGACGCUUGUGCCAACUGGGGAUUCUUCCAGGUGAUCAACCACGGCGUCGAUGUGUCGUUGAUGAGGAAGUCGAAGGAGGUGGCAAUGGAAUUCUUCCAGUUGCCCAUAGAGGAGAAAAUGAAAUUCACCAGGGAUCCUGGAUCCAAUGUCUACGAAGGUUACCAUCAUCCUGUACUGAGUGGGCAGGUGGCUCCGGGGAUGACGCAGACUCUGGAAUACCUCCUUAAUGUUUACGAGCCAAACUUGCAGAUACACAGGGAUCGUGUUCCGACGACCCCUACGACAUACGGGCCAACGAUAGCCGAGUAUACGACGGCAACGCGGGGUUUGGCUGAGCGAAUUUUGCAUCGCAUGUCGAACGCGCUGGGUGUUGAUCAGGACGCCAUGUACUCACGUCUCGCUGCACCAACCGGAUCCAGGAGCACAUUUCGCCUCCUCUACUAUGAACCCAAAAUGGCAAUCGACAAUGUAGCACUGAUGCCUCACACUGACCCCGGUGCCUUAACCUUAGUCCUUUCGGAUGAGGUGAGCGGCCUUCAGGUCAAGAAAGGAAAUCAAUGGCUGGACAUCGACCCUGUUCCCGACGCCUUCAUUGUCAAUGUGGGCGACAUGGCUGAGGUUUUGAGCAAUGGCAGAUACAGAAGUGCAGAGCACAGAGGCGUAUAUAACAAAUCGAAACCGAGAGUGUCCCUCAUCCACUUUUACUCUCCUGAUUUGGAUGCAACGCUAGGUCCUCUAGAGGAUAUUGUGGAUGAUACGCAUCCUGCAGUGUUCAAGUCCUUCACUUACAAGGACUACCAUACCACCUUCGUCACAAUGGGUCUUUCUGGCAAGAGCUGUAUCGAGACCUUUCGGAUUCAGAAGUAGAUCUUGAUGCAGAGUCUCCCAAUUAGAAAUCUAUGAUCUUCCCUGCUACAUCUUCGGUAUCGAAACCCGUAGCAUGUGCAAAUGUUGAAAUUUUCUCCGCUGUAAUAUAAAUAAGGACGGUUAUUUCACAGCA
Molecule: messenger RNA, 1613 nt
Organism: Marchantia polymorpha subsp. ruderalis
Lineage: Eukaryota; Viridiplantae; Streptophyta; Marchantiopsida; Marchantiales; Marchantiaceae
Source: the annotation of a GenBank genome assembly